This is a messenger RNA of Grus americana (Whooping crane), 2295 nucleotides long. It is a transcript of the gene HYAL1, whose product is annotated as hyaluronidase 1. Lineage: Eukaryota; Metazoa; Chordata; Aves; Gruiformes; Gruidae. Gene Ontology annotation, biological process: carbohydrate metabolic process; hyaluronan catabolic process. The record is from RefSeq and is a predicted model, not a curated record. Gene Ontology annotation, molecular function: hyalurononglucosaminidase activity. Bases 895 to 2202 code for a protein of 435 amino acids. The transcript has 3 exons.
CGCGCACGCACACACACACACACCCGCCCCCCGGGACCGGGACAGCCGCGUGGGGACACCGUCCUGUGCGCCACGGCCGGGGGUGGGUACAGCCCUGCGGGGCCCGGGGACGCCCCUGUGCCCUGAGUGUCCCUGAACACGGCCGCCGUGUGCCACGAGCGUCCCCGCGCGGCGCCCUCGCGUGGCUCCUGUCCCCGUGCCACAGUGUCCCCGGCCCUGCCCCGUCCUUGGGGUGCCCGUGGGCACGGCACGGCACGGCCCUGCGUGGGCACAGCCUGCACCCUUCGGCUGCCGUGUGUGGCCCCAGACCGUGCCCUCCUGCGUCUGCCAUCCCCACGCGUGAGUGUCCCCAGGCGGUGCCCUGCUGUGCCACCGCUGUUCCCUGGGGCUGUGUCCCGCCAGGUCCUGCCUGAUGCUGCGAGUUUCCUCCCGGCAGUGCCCUCCUCCUGCCAUUUAAUGGCCGGUGCUUUGCCCUUCCCCGGCGGUGCCUGCCCUGCGCAGCCCACGGCCGUCAUCGUGACCUUGCCUCCCCCCACCCUGUCCGUGUCUGUUUGUCUUUCCAGGCCAGCUCAUUGCCGCCCGUCACCGGGUGUUGACUCUGUGCAUUCCUCCCUGGCCGGGCCUGCCACCACCAGUCAUUAACCAGGGCUGGCGCGCUGCCGUCCCCGCUUCGGGGCUACCGUGCUGGGCUCCGGCCGCUGAUAACUUUGGAGACUUCAUGUGAGGAGGUGGGAGAGGUGACCCUGGGUGACUGGCACCGCUUGGGGACGGGGGUGUGGAUUAACGCCAGCCCCGGCUUGGGCUGGGGAUAAAAGCAUUGAGGUCUGCCCAGGUCUCAGCCCAUCUUGGCUCUCCCGAAGCAGCUCCGGGACCCAUCCUGCGUCUGCCGGCACCAUGGCGUCGGGGUGGUCUUGUUGGGUCCUCCUGCUGCUCCUGCCCACCCUAGCCUGCACCAGGGGGCCUGGCCCUGUCCUCGUCAACCGCCCCUUCGUCACCAUCUGGAACAUCCCCACCGAGCGCUGUGCCAAGAAGUACAAUGUCAACCUCAACCUGGAGGUCUUUGACGUGUUGGCCAACGAUCAGCAGUCCUUCAUCGGGCAGGACAUCACCCUCUUCUACAGUGAGAACCUGGGGCUCUUCCCCUACUACACAUCCACAGGGGUGCCAGUGAACGGGGGGCUCCCCCAAAAUGCCAGCCUGAAGGCCCACCUCCACGAGGCCACUCAGGACAUCAAGGUCACCCUGCCCAGCCCUGCCUAUGGCGGGCUGGCUGUCAUCGACUGGGAGAAGUGGCGUCCACUGUGGAUCCGCAACUGGGCCUCCAUGGACAUCUACCGGCAGAAGUCAGAGGAGCUGGUGCAGCAGCAGCACCCGCAGUGGCCCCCCAAGCUGGUGGAGGAGACGGCCAAGAAGGAGUUUGAGCGGAGUGCCCACGCCUUCAUGGGGCAGACCCUGCAGCUGGGCGAGACCCUCCGUCCCGACGGCUACUGGGGUUUCUACGGCUUCCCCAACUGCUACAACAACAACUUCAACAGCGUGCCCUACACCGGGAUGUGCCCGGCGGUGGAGCAGCAGAGGAACAAGGAGCUGCGGUGGCUCUGGGAGAGCAGCCAGGCGCUCUACCCCAGCAUCUACCUACCCACCUGCCUCAACGGCACCAACAAGGUGCUUGCCUACGUCCGGCACCGCGUUGCCGAGGCCUUUGCCAUCCAGCAUAACAUCAACAGCAGUGGCAUCCCUGUCCUGCCCUACUCCCAGAUUGCCUUCGACCGCACCGUUGACUUCCUCUCCCAGGAGGACCUGAUGAACACCAUCGGGGAGAGCGCAGCUCAGGGCGCUGCCGGCAUCGUCCUCUGGGGCAGCCUCAACUACAGCACCUCCAAGGAGAUGUGCUUGAAGUUGAAGGACUACGUGGAGGGGCCUCUGGGUCACUACAUCGUCAACGUGACGGCCAGUGCCGAUCUGUGCAGCCAGAGCCUGUGCUCCAGCCAGGGCCGCUGCGUGCGCCGGGAGAACAAGCACAGCUUCCUCCACCUCGACCCCUUCCGCUUUGCCAUUGACCUGCAAGCUGGCAAGCCCUGGCUGGUGGCCCAGAGCCUGGAGUCUGGUGACGAUGUUGUCCGUCUGGCUGAGGAGUUCAGCUGCCAGUGCUAUGACAAGUGGCAGGGACCCCGCUGUGACACCCAGAGCUUCGCCGGGUGAGCUCCCCCACCGUGCCGGGGACAUCGAGGCAGCCAGGGUGACACCACCCAUGCCUUGGGGUUGGGAACCCAACUGCGGGGCUGCUAAUAAAAC